Auxenochlorella protothecoides is the source of this 1236-nucleotide messenger RNA. RefSeq names its product putative tRNA-binding protein. The transcript has 8 exons. NCBI's taxonomy places the organism in Eukaryota, Viridiplantae, Chlorophyta, Trebouxiophyceae, Chlorellales, Chlorellaceae. The record is from RefSeq and is a predicted model, not a curated record. Gene Ontology annotation, molecular function: tRNA binding. Bases 1 to 1236 code for a protein of 411 amino acids.
AUGACCACGACCGUCGCGGUGCGGACCGACUCCGCUCGGCGACUCCUAUUUCUGGUCACGAGCGUGGGACGCACCUCGGAUGCCAUCACCAUCACCCUUGACGAAUCUCUCCCCACGGAAUGCCUCGUACCUGAGGGCACCGCGGGCUGUACCCUGAAGGCGGCUGCUGUUUUCCUGACAGGACUCUCCACCCAGACCACCCAGCUCUUGGGAGUGGAGCCCAAGGAGAUUCAGACCCAGGUGGAGGAAUACGUUUCGAAAUAUGGCGACCUGCCGGCUGUGACUCCCGCAGACCUGGCGGAUCUAGAUGCUCACCUGCUGACGAGGACAUUCAUCGCCGGCAAUGCACUCACGCUGGCUGAUCUGGUCACGUAUGCCGCCGUAGCGCCAGCCCUGUCCUCUCUGCCGCCCAAGGAGCGGUCCCAACUCCCAAACCUGGUCCGCUGGUACGACCACAUCCACUUCACCGCCGACCCCGCAUGCUACUACCCGGACCUGGAGAUCUCCAAGCCUGUAUUCGCCUCCCCCGGCCCCAGCGCACCAAUGCCCGCCCCCGCUGCCGCUGCGGGAACAGCUGGAAAUAAGGAGGGGCCCAAGGCGGCUCCAGAACCCAAGGCUGCUGCUAGGACCCAGGCGACAGGGCCUGAGGGGCAACAGCCGCGGGCAAAGAAGGAGAAGAAGGCCAAGGAGGCCAAGGAGGCCCAGGUGGCGGCUGCACCGGCUGCACCGGCCCCAGCCGAGGAACCACUGGUUGAUCUGCUGGACUUGAGGGUGGGCAAGAUUGUUGCGGUGGAGCGUCAUCCUAAUGCAGAGUCACUAUAUGUGGAAACCAUUAACCUGGGAGAGGAGAACCCCCGGCAGAUCGUGAGCGGGCUGGUGAAAUUUGUGCCCAUUGAGGCCAUGCAGGGGCGAACAGUGGUGGUUGUCACCAACCUCAAGCCAGCCAAGAUGAGGGACGUGAUGAGCUACGGCAUGGUGCUCUGUGCAUCCAACGAUGCGCAUGACAAUGUGGACCCCAUCAUCGUGCCUGAGGGGGUGCCGGUGGGCGAACGCAUCACCUUUGAGGGGUACACGCGUGAGCCGGAGGCGCAGCUCAACCCACGAAAGAAGCAGUUUGAGAAGAUUGCGCCCAGCCUGAUUGUGCUUCCAGACGGCAUCUGCUCGUACAAGGGAGUCCCUUUCAUGACCAGCAGGGGCCCUGUAACCGCGACAAUUCCUGGAGCUCACAUCGCGUGA